Messenger RNA from Apis florea (little honeybee), 1033 nucleotides. RefSeq lists its product as uncharacterized. NCBI's taxonomy places the organism in Eukaryota, Metazoa, Arthropoda, Insecta, Hymenoptera, Apidae. The record is from RefSeq and is a predicted model, not a curated record.
AUGGCAGAAAAAUUUCGAUCACUGAUCAAAAUAUUAAACAAUAAAAUAAAUAAACAUCACUUAUUUAACAAUGCAACAAUGAAAAUUAAUAUUGCUUCUGAAAAAGCACAAAAAAAGUUGAAUAAUAUACAAAGUACUGUUGCUACAAAGUAUGAUAUUCUAGCAAAGCAAAUCAAUCGUGAUAUUACAUUAAUUCAAAAUAUAAAUGGAACACAAUUUGAACCAAAUCCAUUACCAAAAAAAGUUGUCAAAUGGUGGCAAUGGUAUCAACAAUUAACAGGCUUAGAUAAAGUUGAAUUAGCCAAAGAACAAGUAAUUUUUGCGCAAGAUAAAUUAUUCAAAUGUCAAGAUGAGAGAAGACACUUAAAUCGUGAAGCAAUGACAAUAAAUGAUAAAUUAAAAGAAGUAUAUUCAGAAUUAAUACAAAUUAAGAGAGAUGAUCCAAAAUACGUUCAAUUGACAAUAAUAGAAAAUAAAAAUCUUCAAGAUCAAGCAAAAAUUAUAUCACAGCUUAAUUUAUUAGAAAAAGAAGAAAAAGAUUAUUUUACAUUAUUGGCUACUGCUAUUAAAGAAUAUCAUGAUAGUCAAACAAUGAAUGCUCAAAAGUAUAAAUAUUUAUCUAUUCUUGCAUCUGCUAUAUUAGCAAUUAUAUCAUUGAUAGGUUCAAUGAUAUACAAUAAUAAAAGAAUAGCAAAUAUUCAAAAUAUUAUAUAUGAAGCACAACAAAAAAAUGAAAAUCUAUUGAGAAAUAGCUUUCAUUCAUUAGAAAAAGAUAUAAAUACAACUUUUAAUAAAUUAGUAGAAAAUAAUAAUAGAAAUAUAAGUACAACUUUUCACAAAAUAAUAGAAAGUAAUAAUAUAGUAGAAAGUAAUAAUAAACAAAAUGUAACUAUGGUUAAUGAAAAAUUAGAUGAUAAUAAUACAAUAGAAUUAGCAAGAGCUUAUAUUGUAUUUGGAUUAUUUGUUGGUAUAUAUAUAUUAAGUUCUUUAACUCGAUAAAAUUACUUUAUAAUUAAUAAUAAUUGAAUUAAUU